ACUAGUGGGAUUGGGCAACUUUUUUGUUUUAUGCAAACUUUUAUCUUCUUUUUUAAUGUUGAAAAAUUAUGAUGGAUUAGUAAAACAAUGCCAUACGCAUGCAUAUUCACUUCCACGUAUCACAUAAAUAUGUAGGUAUCUUGUGUAAGUAGACUAAAGCUGAGAAGUGUUGAAUUUGCAGUAAAUGUGCAAAGCAUUUACGCAUAAUUGUAUAAAAUUAUAGCUACGUCAAGCUAUUUUAACUUUUACAAAAAAAAAAAAAAAUAAAAAUUGCUAUCCAAAUACCAAGCAACAAAUUUCGAAAGUGCCUACAAACAAGGACAAAUUUUAAUUCCUUUAAAAUAUAAAAAAAGUGAUAAACCCGGAUAAUCGCUUAGCGUUUGGUCCGCUAAUAAAUAAUUAAAUAUUAAACGCGUUUUCCGUAUUCAAUUUUAUUCAUCCAAGAGCGACUUUAUUUUAUAUUUACCUUCAUCAUUGAUCCAGAAAAAAAGCGUAAAAAUAACCAUCAGAAACUGCUACAGAUUAGAAAUAUAUUAUGGAAAAAGGGAAAGUUCAUGUAAAAAGCGAACAACGUGGCGUGUCUACACAAUCACAACAACAAGCAACACCAAAGCUAGCUGAAGGUCAUCUUGCUGCGUCACUGUCACCCGAUUCGAAAUCGUCCCCUUAUAUGGGAACGCAUCACAACUUGGAUCAUUCGCUACAGUCAGCAUACUAUCAUCCUCAACGUCCAUCAUCUAAAACAAAUCCAGCCAAUAUUUCGGAAUGUGAUACUCUCGGCAAUUCAGCUAACGAUGGCGUAUUCCCUUUGUGUUACGUUUGCGGUGGUAACGGCGGCUGCGAGUCUUUACGUAUACGUCCGAAUCAAGAAUGUCCAACGGAACCAUAUUUUCCCUUCCUAGAACGCCAUGAGCCGCCUAACGGCGUGCCAAAGGUAGCGAACAGUCAAACAUAUGUAAUCGCUUGUAUGUUAUGUUAUCGAUCCUUGCGAGAACAAUGGGAUGCAUACGAACGGAAGAAGAAACCGCAUUUGCAACGCUUAUAUCAUAUGAAACGGGUGGAUGGCAAAAAUUACAUAGGCGCCGACAUCCAAACGCAAGGCGAAUAUGCUGCUCAGGUGCUCGGCUUGAGUGCUGAUCAUUUGCAGCAUGGCACUUUGCAUGAGGAUUUCGCUUACUUUGGCAAUGUGCAGAGGACACCAAAUCGCGCUGAAUACGAACGGCCGGCGAAUGUGGUAAAUCAAUAUUUUCCUGUGCAUUCAAAUGAGCCGCCAUCGUCACUACAUUAUGCUCAAACGACGAAUGUCCCUAGCAGUUCAUCGGCACAACAGUACUGUGAUUAUUACAAUCGAAAUGUUAACGCGACCUUAAAUGGCCAAUUGACGCCACAACCAAAAGAAAAACAAAUUAGCUCCACGCAGUUACCUAAGGGUAUGACACACAUGAAUGAGGAACCUUCCACAGUUGAAACACGUAAAGCAGUUGCCAGCGGUUCGCCGUAUGAAUCAAUUAAUAUAAAAUCAUCAUCAUUUGCGCAUCACAAAUUCAAAUUGGGACAGAUUUCCUAUAUGAACUCAGCUGCAGCACGCCACGAUCUAAAUCCACCAAAUGAAGCUCAAAAACCUACUUCUAAUUUAACUUCUGAUAGCAAACAGCACCAAAUACAACAUCAGCGACAAGAUCGCAUCAGUCCAUAUGAUUAUGGUAUUGCAGCUGGUGGCGGAAGUCAUUCGAAUGCCCCUUCGAUGGCUGAUGCCGACGAUACUGGUGCCGCUUUAGAUUUGCGAAACUCUAACAACAUUUGUGAACCCUAUAUGCUAUCAUGCGGUACCUCGCGGCAAAUGUUUAGAAAUGCCUCGCCUAGCAAUACAGCCAACCAAGUGGAUGUCGGCAUACUGGAUUUGUCAAUGCCAGACAAAAACUCAUUGACUGAAGUAUGUUAUGUUUGUGGUGAUGAGCAGCGGCGUGGUAGUCUCAUCGAACUCAGUACUGUACGUUCCAAAGAUCUGAAGGGUCGCCAUCAUCCGUACUUUCCCAUUUUCAAUGAACAGCAUCCACGUCCGCCACGUUCACGCCCAAAGGAUCCGCGUGGCAUGAUACAAGCCUGUCAGCUAUGCUUUGAAAAUCUUAUACAACAAUGGAACAGCUAUCAGACUGGCCAAACACCUGAAAAUGAUCGCUCCUAUACGCUACGUAAGAAACCCACAUCCGUCACGGAACGCACCACAUUUGUAUGCUAUACUUGUGGCGGCGAUACGCCCUCUUCACGAUUACGGCUAGUCUACUGCUGUCCAAAUGCUGAGCGCGAGCCCUACUAUCCCUUCAUAAAAACAAUGAAAGCUUUCAAAAACGCUAGUCCAAUUAGUCCACAGGGCAUGGUGCAAAUAUGUUCCUCUUGUUAUGAAAAGCAUUUAUACUUAGCUGAAGGUGGCAAUAAUGCUACAAUGGCAACAGCUACCUCUACGGGGCGUGUAUCCGUCGGCGCUGGCUGCGAUAAUAGCGCUGGCGUUGGAGGUGCCGGCGUUAUUUACAGCAUUGAUAGCGACUCAAAUCUCAAUAACAACAAUGUGAUCGGCACCAGUGCUGAGGGUGCUGGACGUUAUACACCCUCUGAGAAGUCAUUAGCCAAUUCCGAUUCGACAAGUAAUGUGAAAUUUAAGCCAUACGAACCAAUCUCAAAUAGUUCUCCAUCCACACAGCGUGAUUUUAAAUUCGCACGACAGGGUGAUUCGCGUCCAAAUUCGCCGACAUCAUCAUCUCAGGGACCCGGCGAAAAUGAGCGUGGACAAUAUCCUUGCUCCAUUUGUAAAGUCCUUUCCGCUGCCAACAAAAUGGAAUGGCUCUCUACUAGCGCCGAACACAUGAAUUCGCAUGCCAUGCAUUUUCCCUGCUUGCGUGGAAGCAAUAGCAACAGUCGUGAUAAUGUCAGCUUAAGUGGCAACAAUGGAGGUGGUGGUAAUGGUAGCGGUGGCUCUGCCAAUAACAACGAUACCAACAAUCGUGUACUCGCCUGCAAGGAUUGUGUUAAUUACUUAGCGCGUCAAUGGGAGACAAUGGAUGCCGAGCGUGUGCCAUUAGAGCAUAGAAGAUACAAUAUACCUUCGCCCAUGAUCACUUCAAGCUCACCCAAUGGCUCACGUCAUGGCGGUCUAACCAUAACUACACCACCGUCCACGCCAUCUGUGUCUUCAACACCAGCCAGCACAUCGAUUUAUUGUUUCCUAUGUGGCUUGCAUUCGGAUUUGACAUUGGCGAGGGUGUUGUAUGCAAGCAAAGAGGUAAAGUUUAAUUGCAAUUUUGUAUUUGUAAGAAAGUUUGGACUUGUAAUUAUUAGGCAUAGCAGAGAGUUAGAUGUGUUUGAGUGCCUGCCAACUAUUUCACUUCCUUUUCAGCCAUACGAACCAAUCUCAAAUAGUUCUCCAUCCACACAGCGUGAUUUUAAAUUCGCACGACAGGGUGAUUCGCGUCCAAAUUCGCCGACAUCAUCAUCUCAGGGACCCGGCGAAAAUGAGCGUGGACAAUAUCCUUGCUCCAUUUGUAAAGUCCUUUCCGCUGCCAACAAAAUGGAAUGGCUCUCUACUAGCGCCGAACACAUGAAUUCGCAUGCCAUGCAUUUUCCCUGCUUGCGUGGAAGCAAUAGCAACAGUCGUGAUAAUGUCAGCUUAAGUGGCAACAAUGGAGGUGGUGGUAAUGGUAGCGGUGGCUCUGCCAAUAACAACGAUACCAACAAUCGUGUACUCGCCUGCAAGGAUUGUGUUAAUUACUUAGCGCGUCAAUGGGAGACAAUGGAUGCCGAGCGUGUGCCAUUAGAGCAUAGAAGAUACAAUAUACCUUCGCCCAUGAUCACUUCAAGCUCACCCAAUGGCUCACGUCAUGGCGGUCUAACCAUAACUACACCACCGUCCACGCCAUCUGUGUCUUCAACACCAGCCAGCACAUCGAUUUAUUGUUUCCUAUGUGGCUUGCAUUCGGAUUUGACAUUGGCGAGGGUGUUGUAUGCAAGCAAAGAGGGCUCGCGACCAUAUUUUCCUCAUCUCCUCAAGCACAAUUCGCUGCCAAAUGCUGAGCAACUGCGCAAGGAUUACUCAGCGCUCGUUUGUACAUUCUGCUAUCAUUCGAUGUUGAAUCAGUGGCGCAAGUAUGAAGCUCAAACGCCUGCUAUAGCGCCAACCGAACGCAAAUAUAAUUGGCACGAUUAUAUAUGUCACCUGUGUGGCAUAACGACUUACCGAAAACGUGUGCGCGCGCUACCAGUUAAUGAGUUUCCAUUUGUGAAAAAUCGUAAAAAUGGCGAUGGUCUUUUGUUGGAAAAUGGUGAAUACGCUGUUCGUUUGCUUGGACUGCUAGAAAGCCUACGACAACAAGCAUCGCAUCAUGAUCGUUUUGGUGUACCGAUUUCUAGGCGUGGAUAUAACUGGGUACCACAACCACCACCACCCGAAGAUAGUCCGGAUGUUGCAGUUGCACGUUUGCCAUGUGGAGAGCGUUCCGAUCGAUUU
Molecule: messenger RNA, 4498 nt
Organism: Rhagoletis zephyria (snowberry fruit fly)
Lineage: Eukaryota; Metazoa; Arthropoda; Insecta; Diptera; Tephritidae
Product: MAP7 domain-containing protein plexus
Source: RefSeq, a predicted model, not a curated record